Molecule: messenger RNA, 2048 nt
Organism: Megalops cyprinoides (Indo-Pacific tarpon)
Lineage: Eukaryota; Metazoa; Chordata; Actinopteri; Elopiformes; Megalopidae
Product: ephrin-A5b-like
Exons: 5
Coding region: 1082-1768 (228 amino acids)
Biological process (GO): ephrin receptor signaling pathway; regulation of cell-cell adhesion; axon guidance
Cellular component (GO): external side of plasma membrane; plasma membrane
Molecular function (GO): ephrin receptor binding
Source: RefSeq, a predicted model, not a curated record
UUGGUCGAAGGAGGAGUUCUGUUUUGUGAGUGUAACGCCCAUUCAAAAUCCAAACCAAUAGACAGAGUCCUGCGCAACGCCGACUUCCAACUCUCGUCUACAUUGUGUUAGCGGGGCGCCUGGGAGUGCGACCUCUCUCAUUUCGUCUAUCCAGCCAACACGAAAUAUCACAGAAUUGACACCCGUUUUCCCGUCGCGCUGAAGUGGAGGCAGCUUUGGAUCACUCGCCCGCAGAUUCAGAAGCUGUAAGUGUGCGCUGUGUCACACGGUGCAUGAGGACGGGUCAGAUCUCCGCAGGGACUUUCCGCCGUCACCCGGGACAGAGAGACAGCUGAGCGGACAUACGACUCCGGCUGCACUCCGGGAAAGCGCCGUCAACACGAUAAGUCCAUUUCAUUCGUCUUAUAGGUUUGGUUUUAUUAAGUGGCCGUCAGAAUUAUGAAAAAAUUAUCAGAGGAUAAUGACUGCUAGUGUAAACAACGGACAUACGAAAACGAUCUCGUUUUUAUUCUCAUCUUGUUUGAAUUCGCCCUUCUGAAUGGCUUUCUGCGUGCAGAGAUUUCCGUUGCAUGAAGACUCCUGGAGUUUUACGCGGUUUCGGAUCUAAGAGUUUUAUUGUUUAUUCAUCGAUCGCAGUUAUCGGAUUUUUGGGGGAUGUAUAUGGCGUUCCAGCACUCACGUGCAACGGGAAGCAAUCAAAAGUGAUGCGCGUGGUGUUGUGAAUGCAUGAUCAAACGGGGUUUCGAUCGGGAAGCAACACACAGCAUUCUCUCCACCAGACGCCAGGCUUCGGCUUUCAGUACUUUCGCACUGUAUUCAUAUGCACUCAAAGCUGCUGAGGAAGGCGUGACUCUUACAAGUGAUCACUCGACCGUCGUCCCUACAGAAGUGUCCGGCAGAAAAUCACCGAGAACCGGGGAGACGAGUAACAGCUGCGGAUCAUCACAGUAAACAUAUGCGAUUGUUAAACACAGAUAAGAUAAACGCGCUACAGAUGUGAAUGCGAAUCAACUGUAUCUGAGUUUGUGCUCCGGCAGAGGGACGCUUUGAGCGGGACUUUGGGCAUCGGCCUUCGGCAGCGAUGCUGCAAGUGGACAUGAUAAUAUUUGUCUUUCCGGUCCUGUGGAUGUGUGUUUUUAGUCAGGAACCGGCCUCCAAGGUGGUGGCCGACCGCUACGCCGUCUACUGGAACCGCACCAACCCCAGGUUUCUCCGUGGUGACUACCACAUUGACGUCUGCAUAAAUGACUACCUGGACGUGUACUGCCCGCACUACGAGGACUCUGUGCCGCUGGAGCGGACAGAGCACUACGUCCUCUACAUGGUGAACUAUGACGGCUACAGCACCUGCGACCACACCUCCAAGGGCUUCAAGCGCUGGGAGUGCAACCGGCCGCGCGCACCAAACGGCCCGCUCAAAUUCUCCGAGAAGUUCCAGCUCUUCACCCCCUUCUCGCUGGGGUUCGAGUUCCGGCCGGGCAGAGAGUAUUACUACAUCUCAUCCACCAUUGGUGAAAAUGGAAGAAGAACCUGCCUGAAGCUGAAAGUUUUUGUUCGACCACCAAAUGGCUGUGUGAAAACUGUAGGCGUCCAUGAUGUUUUUGAUGUCAAUGACAAAGUAGACAAUUCAUUAGAGCCAAGCGAUGACACGAGUCAUGAGUCGGCCGCGCCGUCCCGCAGUGAUGUGAGCUCUUCCCAGCGUCCCGCGCCAGCCUGGGCCCUGCUGGCUCCACUGCUCCCCCUGCUGGCCACCUUGCUGACAUUAUAGUGCAUCCUGCUGGUGGAACUCUCUGGCACACAGCACCUGGUCUCUGAGGAGCCGGAGUGAAAAGGAGACACUCCAGGAACAGCAUUUUCAAACAGACAGCAGCUUCAGUUGAGCUGAGUUCUCUCUCAAUCAGAGAUGGAAGAUUUAAGAUUCAAGAGGAAAAAUCUGUUUCUCCCUGAGAACCAAGCCACUCAGCGGUUAUCUUAGCAAUUCCUGUUUCCCCAUGGAGAAUCUAUAUGCAUAGACCCCACACACACACACACGCACGCACGCACGCACG